AACUGGACCUGCUCGAAAGCGCGUCGCGGUCUUCUACUUCUCGACAGCAUCCGCAUUUACUGUUGUUGAUACUGACUCUACAUUAUAUAACGCUGAACGUUGUCGUUGGGGUGCUGUUCAGUUCAUGAUCGGAUCCCUUCCUUUCGAGUGAACACUAUCUCGCCUUAUAAUCAAGCGCAUCACUAGAAUCUCGCGAUCCCGCCUUAUUUAUCACAACAAUGAGUGACUCACGCUACUCUUACGACGAGAAUGCCGAAGCUUGGCCAUAUUUCGCCAUGACACUACUGUCGUUGGUGUUGGUGCCGACAACAUUCAAGAGACUGACGAAGAUUGCGCGCUCGCCAAAAGAGUCGGUCUCAUCUGGCCUCGAGAGCCAAUACAAACCCCCCAGCUACGAUAUAAUCUCGAAAUCUCGGAGAAAGAGUAAACAGGGGAAGAUACUCACUGUAACAAAUGUGUUGUUACUCCUCGGAUGGGUGAUCUUCUUCGCCGUCUUAUACUUUGUCCAUUCGCAGGAAUCUACAGAGGAGGUUCAAUUAUUUGAUCCGUACGAAAUUUUGGGGAUCGCUUACUCCGCGACUGAGAAAGAGGUCAAGAGCAAGUACAGAAAGCUAUCAUUGAAGUUCCACCCUGAUAAGAUUGGCCGAAACCUGGGGAACAACACCAGGGAAGAACUGGAGGCGCAGUAUGUCGAUAUGACAAAGGCAUACAAGGCAUUGACUGAUGAAGUGACUCGGAAAAACUAUCUCGAGUACGGUCAUCCCGACGGUCCCCAGCCAACGAAGCAGGGCGUUGCUCUGCCGAAAUGGCUUGUUGAUGAGAAGGGUUCGCCAUUGGUUAUCUUGUCCUAUGCUUUGCUGGUCGGAGUUGCCCUCCCAUUUGUUGUGUGGUACUGGUGGAGUGGAACCAAGCAGUACACCAAAAACGGCUUGCAUACCGUCACCGCCGCUGAUAUUUUUGAAAAAUUUGCAAAGACUGAGUUCGACAACAUCACGGAUGACGUUUUGUUGGAUCUUCUCGCCAACGCUGAAGAGUUCAAGGUCCUGUACCCCGGAAUGACCCCUGAGGAAGUUCGUAAUCAUCUGGAGAGCUACUUGAAUAGAGAGGAGGAAAAGCUGGAGGAUGAAGUCAAGAAGCUUGGAAUCGUCGCCAGAUCGAAGACGAUCCUGGACGGAAUGCUUGAUAUCGCCUCUUCGUUCAAGAAUGUCGACUUGAUCAAGCGAAUUCUGCUGCUUUCCCAGCUGUUCACUCAGGCUUUGCCACCCGGUGCGAAUGAAUUGCUCCAGCUUCCAUUUAUCGACAAAGCAAAGGCAGAGUCUUUGGAGAUCAAGACUAUCAAGGAAUUGGUUGCUGUGUCUGAUGAUGAGCAGAAGAAGACGCUUGGAAUCAAGAGUGUCGAGGACUUUAAGAUUCUGAAAUCUUUUGAAUCGCAGAUUCCGCAAAUCGAAAUUCUCAAGGCGUUUUUCAAAGUUCCCGGAGAGCAGGUUGUCAUGCCAGGUUCCCUGGCUCAUCUGGUCAUAAAGUACAGAGUUUCCUAUCCUGGCACCAAGCUGCCUGCUGUUGAUCCCAAGGAUUUGGAGGAAGAAGAUGACGCGGAAACUCUCAAGAAGCCGCUCUCUACGAACAACAAGGCGCCUCUUCUUGAGUCCAUAUACGCUCCGUAUCUCCCUGUUUACAUUCAGCCCAGGUGGAAUGUGCUCUUGAUCAAUCCCCGUGAAAACAAGAUCGUGGAGCCGCCGACUGCCAUCACGCGUGCGUACACCGAUGGGAAAGUCAGCACUUUCAAGGUGCAGCUCUCAGCUCCACUUCCGGAUCAGCUCGGGAGGUUCAGACUUCUGAUCGAGCUGCGUUCAAACAGCUUCGUUGGCGCUGAUGCCAUGGAGAGCGUGUAUCUUGAGAUCUCGCCCCCACCUACUACUGAGGAAGAAAUCGAAGAUGAUAUCUCUGACCCUGACGAGGACUCUAUUGCGGGUGCAAUGGCUAUGAUGAAGGGUGGAAAGACAAAACGGAGGGCGAUCGAAGAUUCGGAUGAAGAUGCUGAUGAGAGCAGCGAGGAAGAGGAGGAUAGCGACACUGACAUCAACACCGAUACGGAGGAUGAGGGAGAUGCAUAGACAUAGUAGGCAGUAUCAUUAGUUUACUGUAUAAAAUUUCCAUCUGGUUUACUU
Molecule: messenger RNA, 2168 nt
Organism: Myxozyma melibiosi
Lineage: Eukaryota; Fungi; Ascomycota; Lipomycetes; Lipomycetales; Lipomycetaceae
Exons: 8
Coding region: 219-2114 (631 amino acids)
Biological process (GO): post-translational protein targeting to endoplasmic reticulum membrane; SRP-dependent cotranslational protein targeting to membrane
Cellular component (GO): Sec62/Sec63 complex
Molecular function (GO): RNA binding; transmembrane protein transporter activity
Source: RefSeq, a predicted model, not a curated record